Molecule: messenger RNA, 1092 nt
Organism: Symbiodinium sp. CCMP2456
Lineage: Eukaryota; Dinophyceae; Suessiales; Symbiodiniaceae
Source: the annotation of a GenBank genome assembly
GCCAUGGCCAUCAUCGUUGGAGACUCCAAUGGUCUCACCAGGUUUAGCUCCCUGGAGUACCAGGCAAUCAUGUUCGUCCUUGCAAUUCUGAUGAGCGUGAGUUGGGCCUUAGUGGAGAUCGUCAUGAAGCGUUUUGCGCUGCUUCCGGUGCUCUUUCCCGGAGUGUUUGCCAUCCGUGAGAAGCGGCUAUACUUCUUCGACAUCGAAGUCAACGAAGUGUCCGAUGGCAAAGCGCUUAGAUGGGAAGCCAUGAUGAUCACCCGGCUCACGGUGAUUGUAGUCCUCUCCUACCUCUGGGAGUCUUGCGUGUUUCAGACAACGACACACGUCGGCAAGGACUUUCCCCUGGAGGAGUGCAGCCGCGGCAUGGAUUGCUUUGCAUCAGAGCUGCGGAUACAGACCUUCAUCAGCCGGAAUCAUCUGCCGGUGAACUGUAGCACCCCAGGGGUGAAUGCUGCCGACCCUUUCUUUGACAAGCAGGUGGUCGUCUCCUGUGUGAUGUUUGUCACGCCAUCCCUGACGCAGUGGCUGAUGCACCUGGCGAUCGCGCACUCUCAGAUUCAGAUGACGCUGAAAGCUUUUGGUGUCCUCGUUUGGUCCUGCGGGCAGUACUCCUGGUUCUCGUGGGUGAUCCUUGCGACCAGCGUUGUUAGCUUCAUCAUCGUUUGCGGCCUCACCUUCGGUGGAGUGAUGACGAACUUCAACUCUUCCUGGUCUGGCUUCGUCAUUAGCUUUUCCUUCCCGGUCUUCUUCUGGAUUGUCUGGAACUGCGGGCGGAUCCUGCAGCAUCUCUGGAUGCAGGACUCCAAGCGAAUGCAGGAGUCCAUCGAGGAGAACCUCAGCCUCGCCUUGAAGGAUCUGGCAAGGAGGGCCGGGGCCGUCGAGUCUGGGGAGACGGAGGAGGACCGAAGAGAGAGCUUCACCAGGAAGAAGGGCUACUUCUCCUCCAUGAAGACCGUCUUCAAGCUGCCCUCCAUACUGAAGCAGAGAGGGAGCAGCGCUUCGACCGCCAGCGGAUCAGAGGCCGUUUCAACCGGCGCCCACACAACGGCUCUAACGGGCCUGGCGCUGAAGGAUGCCGACAAGGCUUGA